UUUUGUAAGGAGAGCGUUUUGUAAACACGCGCCCCGCGCCCGCGCCGCAGCGUUCCCAAAUCUCUAAUUAAUCGCGUUGUUUUGUUUUCUAAGUUACCGAGAAUAAAGCUAAUUAAAAUAUUUUCGGCCAUUAUGUGACUCCGAAUUCGCAGUGGAUUGAAGUUAUUUCGUGCGAGAGGCGAACGCCGCAGCAAGGAAGCGGCGGUAGCCCCGGGCUAGGCUCGCAUAUGCUGGCCAUGGACGUGACGAAGGAGGCGCGCGCGUCGCCGCUACCGGCGUCCGCGCAGCAGCCAGCUUCGGCUUCGGGACAGCAGCCCCCGCAGCCUCAGAUCUGCGCCGGCUGCAGCAAGGUGAUCACCGAGCGGUACCUCCUGAAGGCGUUGGACCAGCUCUGGCACGAGGACUGCCUCAAAUGCGGCUGCUGCGACUGCCGGCUUGGGGAGGUCGGGCACACCCUGUACACCCGCGCCAAUCUGAUCCUGUGCAAGCGGGACUACCUACGGUUGUUCGGCAACACCGGCUACUGCGCGGCCUGCAACAAGGUGAUCCCCGCGUUCGAAAUGGUGAUGCGUGCGCGCAGCAACGUCUACCAUCUGGAGUGUUUCGCGUGCCAGCAGUGCAACCAUCGAUUCUGCGUCGGCGACCGUUUCUACCUGUGCGAGAACAAGAUCCUUUGCGAGUACGACUAUGAGGAGCGCCUCGUGUUCGCCAACAUGGCCUACAACCCGCCUCCGCUAUCGCAUCUCAAGCGGCAGACCACGCACCUCCCUCCUCCACCGACAAGCAGCGCGAUGGGCGGCAUGAUCAACGGCUCGGGCCGCGCCGGCGACCUCAACAACAACAUGUCAGGUGCUUCUCCCGCGCCCUUCGCCGCCCCCCCGCACCUCAAGCCCCUUGGCCUUUCUGCGUCCAGCUGAUCUGACUAUCGCGCCUGAGACGCGGCCCACCCGUACGCUAAGUACCAAAACUAAGCGUGCGCGUGGUAACUAACCGAAAACGCCAUCUAGUGACGCGAACGGUCAGAAACAGACAUUACGGAGACAAAGUGCUUCUGUGUAGAAUAAUUGCAAAUGCCAAACUGUAGUUAGUUCACAUUUAUUAUACCUACGUGGCAUAUCCACACUUUUGAUCCAACCCUCGAGAAUGUAAUUAGGAAAAUGUACUGUCAGCAAUGAAACUAGCUUCGUGAUUGUUCAAAAUGCGUAAAUCUAGUUCCAUUACGGACCUAUGUUUAGUUGUAAAAUCUCAUACCUUGAUCUCAGAACAGGCAAUUUGCUGUAUAGUGUAAGAGCGAUGUGCGAAGAAUGGUGUUUAAAAUUAAAUUUCUGGUUGAUGGUGUUAAGCUGGGAACACACGCAGUGUUUUGGAAGCUGCUGAAAUGGAAUGUGAUCGAGAAACUGUUAAAAAAAUCGAGUCAACUAGAUGUGUAUUUCUAUGUUGCAGCAUUUUUGGGCUUACAUUUCUUGUGUGUCCUAAGUUUUACCGCAAUCAAGGCAAGCGCGGGUUAUAAGACUGCCUGAUUUAUUACUUUCACGAGCGAUGAAAUGUAUCCUAGUAUGUAAUAAUAAAUGUUAUGUGUAAAUAUUAUUAAGACAUUCACUAUUAUUAUCGAUGUAAUGUAUUAUAGUACAAGCAUUCUUUUUAAUGUUUAGGACUUCUUGACACAUAAAAUUCGGUUAUUUUAUUUUGUAAUUUAGGUUUAUUGUAUGAUUUUUAUGUUGUACAAAUAUUUAUGUGGACUACAUAAUGUUGUUUAUUUAUACCUUUUUUAAUUGGAAGUCAAAUAUUAUGGAUUUCUAAAAGUACUUAUUUAUCCAAUUUAAUCUUAAAUUGAUUUAAAAAACUUGUAUAUUAUAAUUAUA
Ostrinia furnacalis (Asian corn borer) is the source of this 1862-nucleotide messenger RNA. RefSeq names its product LIM domain-containing protein Beadex (gene Bx). The coding region runs from base 228 to 917 and encodes 229 amino acids. Gene Ontology annotation, molecular function: DNA-binding transcription factor binding; transcription coactivator activity. Gene Ontology annotation, biological process: positive regulation of transcription by RNA polymerase II. Gene Ontology annotation, cellular component: nucleus. The transcript is spliced from 6 exons. Lineage: Eukaryota; Metazoa; Arthropoda; Insecta; Lepidoptera; Crambidae. The record is from RefSeq and is a predicted model, not a curated record.